Molecule: messenger RNA, 1050 nt
Organism: Trichophyton verrucosum HKI 0517
Lineage: Eukaryota; Fungi; Ascomycota; Eurotiomycetes; Onygenales; Arthrodermataceae
Exons: 2
Coding region: 1-1050 (349 amino acids)
Source: RefSeq, a predicted model, not a curated record
AUGGGGCGGCGGCGAGGUCUCUCUGCGUCUCUCUGCCUCUGGCUGUCAGGGUCUACGGGCUCGCCCACCUUGAAGCUGCGAUUGCCGGCCUGCUCUCCUGCGCCGGCGAGGUGCUGCGAGGCUCUCCUUCACUGCUGGGGCUUCGCCUUGGCCGGCAACUUCCUGCAGCGUUACCACACAACCUCGACAGCUCGCCAGCAGCAUCGUCACUGCACCGUCACCGCAUCGUCACUGCAUCGUCAUCGAUCUACUCUCUCAGACAGAAUCACCCACGGCAGCAUGGACGGCGUUAACCUCGUUCAGCGUGUAUCGAUGUCACUACGAGCUGGCACAGCGCUGGGGCGGCGUGAUGCCCAGUCACACACAGAGCAAGAAGAGUAUCUUACCUAUGCUGUCUUCAUGGCUGACUUCAUCCCCUUUCUAGCAGUAGCAAUAUACAUCUUGCUAGCUGUAGUCAUUGGCUGGAAAUAUCUUGGUAUAGACGUGGAGGCAUACGGGGGAUGCUAUGAACUGGAGGAGCUUGAACAAGGAGACGAUGGGGGCUCUCGGGGGGAGGAGGAGGAGGAGGAUGACAACGAUAAUGAAGGUAUAUUCCUAUUACAUUAUAUACAGAGUGGGCAAGCGCCUCAGCAGCAAGAAAGGGACCAGGCGGAACCGGUACACAAACCACCACUUGACGAUAGUCGCCACUCCCUAGACAACAUAAUUACCACGACUCCAAAUGGCAUUUCUAAAUACUUCCAUCCUACCUCUGGGAGACUGAGAGAUGAUAUCGUGCAUCCUACUCAAACAAGGCUGGAUAGGAUGCUUGGUGACGACGAGGAUGAAGGGCAUGGAAGCAUUGCUUGGUAUAAAGCGCUCCAAAGAUUUUCAGACAAGUUCAUUCUGAAAGCCCAGGCAUGGCUUGAUAAAGACGAAGCAAAUAUUGACAGAGUCGAACAUAGGGAGACGUCAAAGGUGUGUGGGGAGAGCAACCGCGUAGUCCGGCAGAUCCUACGCGAACGGCGGGAAGAGGGGGGAUAUAAAGAUGCAGAGGACAAUCUGCACUGA